GUAGCCCCUUGUCCCUGCCUCCUUCCCUGGGCCUGGCUCCGGGGCCCUCCUUGGCUUGGAGGGGGCUCUGGAUCCCCUCGGACCGGCUCAGAUUUCACGAAGGGGCGGGAAGACGAAGGAGAAAGAGAAAGAGAAGGAGGGGAAGAAAAGGCGGCGGCGGCGGCGGCUGUGGCACAAAGGCCGACCCGCGCUGGGUUUUGCCUGGAGCCUUCUCCAUCAGACCCUCCGCUUGGGGCAACCUGGGUGCCCCCUUUGCCCUCCUCCGCCUCCUCUUCCUCCCUCUGCGAUGCCCACUCCUUGGGCCCUUGGGCUGCUGCUGCUGCUGCUACUGGCGGUGACUCUGUGGCCCAUCCUGCCGGGGCUGUCGGGCCCGGUCCAGACCUGCGAGGCCCACGGGAGCCUCUACUACGUGGGCGAGUGGUACUUCUUGGAGCGGGACCCUUGCACCCAGUGCGAGUGCACCCCCGAAGGGCCGGCCUGCGCCCGCACCGACUGCGCCGCCCUGCCCUCCGCCUGCAUCCACGUCAGCCACUACCCCUCCGACUGCUGCCCCCGAUGCGAGCAGGUGGGCUGCGAGCACCGCGGACAGGUCUUCCAGCUCGGGCAGCACUUCCAGCCCUCAGAGUGUGAGCAGUGUACCUGUGAUCUAGAUGGCAUUGCCCGCUGCCUGGUAGCAGACUGUGCCCCUCCACCCUGCGUCAAUCCCAUCUAUGAAAAAGGCCAUUGCUGCCCAACCUGCAAGGAUGGUCCCAACUGUUAUGUGGAUGGGAGCCAACGUCGUGUUAUUCCUGCUGGGGAGAGCAUCUGGGUGGGGCCUUGCACCCGAUGCCGUUGUCAUGAUGGCCAAGAUGCUGGUUAUUGGGAAGGAAAUCGUUUAGCCAAAUGUGAGCGACUACGGGGAUGCCGGGCUACAGCUGGACACUAGGUUUGCAUUCCUUCAAAUACAAAGCAAUUUCUCAGACAAUUGUCCUUCAAACCUUUUAAGCUUCUGACCUUACCAAAAGGCUCCAAUGAGUGCAUACACACACACAUCAACCAACGCAACUCAGCCCCCUCCAACCACAUAAAUAACCAAUUACCAAUCCCAGACCCUCAUCCAGUCAUUCACUUUCUUCUAUGGAUAUAACCUUUGGACUUUUCCAGAUGACCACACCUCCUUCCUCCAUUCCAUCCUUUGGCAGUUUCCCAGAUUUUGUAGAUAUUUUUCCUAUUCUAAAAGACUGAAAUACCCCUCCUAAGGCUCAAUUGCCACUUUGCAUUUGGCCCCACUUACUACUGGAAUGCAGCCCUCAAAUACAUGGAGUUGAAUUCAGCCCUUAAACUGAAGAAAAAGGACAAGCCUGCCACAAAUCUUGAGGCAGGAAGUCCCCUUUUUGUGUGUUCCUUUAUUCACACCUUGCCAUCCAUCCCCUCCUGCAAUUCCCAUCAGUUUCAUUCUAGCUCUGAUCAAAUAAUAAGCAUCUUUUACAGACCAUAUCCCUAUUGAACAGUUUCACUUGUUUGUAGUUCUGGAACAUGUGACAAUAAAGAAUCCUUUUAGAA
Molecule: messenger RNA, 1542 nt
Organism: Sceloporus undulatus (fence lizard)
Lineage: Eukaryota; Metazoa; Chordata; Lepidosauria; Squamata; Phrynosomatidae
Product: von Willebrand factor C domain-containing protein 2-like
Exons: 3
Coding region: 287-925 (212 amino acids)
Biological process (GO): negative regulation of BMP signaling pathway
Cellular component (GO): AMPA glutamate receptor complex
Molecular function (GO): protein binding
Source: RefSeq, a predicted model, not a curated record